AUGCAGACAUACGUGUGCGGCCGGCAAAAGCGCUGCGCCUCAGCGGCGAUCGCGGUGGCCCUGUGCGCGACUUGCCUGCUCAACGCCGCCCCGGUGGUGCAAGGGCAGACCGACACCACGGCCGUGCCUGACGGCGUCGGAGGCGGAGGACCGCAAUUACUGUCGUCGUUGCAACCACCGAUGACGACCACCACCGCUCAACACCAGGCCAAGUACGAUGACUCGGCCAACACGGAACUCCUCAAGCAGGUGUUGAUGAAGAAAUGUCUGCACCGGUACACGAUGACGUGCCUGAAACUGGACCUGGUCCGACUGAUCGACCGGCUGGGCACGGCCCGCGCUUAUCAGCUGGUUCCUGGCGUGUCGCUCGUCCGGGCUUCAGACGGCAACCAGACGACGGUCACCGGCGGCGGAGGCGGUCACCAUCAUCAACAGAACCAGCACCAUCACCAGCAUCACCAUCACGGCGGCAUACCUCCGGACGUGGUCAGGUCGCUGGUCCGGGGCAACGAUUCGGCCGAUGAGCUGGAUGGGUACCUGAUGGAAAAAGCCGACGCGUACCUGAACAGCCUAUCCAUCAGCGUCAAGCUGGUCGACUCGGCAGUGGUGGAGAAGGUGCGCAAUCUCAGCAGUCAAAUGCUCGUCAACAUACUACCCACCGGAUUGCUGGAGACCGGACGGGGCAAGAAGGACGGUAUGAAAGCGGCCCUGUGGUCGGCCGGCACGCUGGCGGCAAUCGCAUUCGCGUCGCUGGCCGCAAUGUCAGGCAAAGCCCUGAUGACGGCCAUGUUGGCGCUCGUCCUGGCCGCCGUGUGCGCGCUCAAAGGCCACGGUGGAGGUGGCGGCGGUGGUGGCGGAGGUGGCGGUUACGGCAAGACGUCGCAUUACGAGAUCAUCACCAAGCCAGCCAUAUACGAUCACGAACACCUGGUUCACGGGGCGUCGUACUCAUCGGCGCCGUACAGUUACGCUCGGCACCUCUCCAUGGACGAGAACGGCGCAACGCAUCACCCGAUCGGGCGCGGCCCGCUGCAGCCUCAGCGCGUCAGCGUCGUGCACGCGGCGCCGGCCGCUCCGGCCACGGCCCCGUCCGGCGAAGCUUCCGGCCCGGGCCAACAGGCCGGCGACGAGGACGCGGACGACGAGGCCAGCGUCGGUCGUUUGUCAUACCCGCUGGCGCCGAUAGCUUACAUACCAACCAACAACGCUUGA
Macrosiphum euphorbiae (potato aphid) is the source of this 1212-nucleotide messenger RNA. The record is from the annotation of a GenBank genome assembly. Lineage: Eukaryota; Metazoa; Arthropoda; Insecta; Hemiptera; Aphididae.